Messenger RNA from Cornus florida, 1008 nucleotides. Its product is annotated as protein FAR1-RELATED SEQUENCE 5-like. Lineage: Eukaryota; Viridiplantae; Streptophyta; Magnoliopsida; Cornales; Cornaceae. The record is from RefSeq and is a predicted model, not a curated record. The transcript is spliced from 3 exons. Gene Ontology annotation, biological process: regulation of DNA-templated transcription. The coding region runs from base 1 to 1008 and encodes 335 amino acids.
AUGCGUGCUUGUGAAGAUCAUUUGCUCUUCUAUUCCUUGCAACUGGAUACUAAGCAAAUGAUUACGAACAUAUUCUGGUCAGAUUGUAGAGUGAUAAUUGAUUAUGGCCAUUUUGGAGAUGUUAUCAAUUUCGACACAACAUACAAAGUGGUACACGGCAACAGACCAUUUGUAAUUUUCUUGGGUAUGAAUCAUUACCUGGAGACCGCUGUGUUUGGACCAGCCUUAAUGUAUGAUGAGACAGCGGAUUCAUUUUUCUGGUUAUUUGAAACGUUCUUGAAAGCGAUGGGCGAAAAAAACGCCAAAGACGAUUAUUACGGAUCAAGACUCUGUAAUGGCAAAGGCAUUAAAGUCAUGCUGGUGGCGAAGCAUUAUUUAUGUGUUUGGCACUUAAUGAAUAAUGCACAGAAGAACCUACUGUUUCUAUUUAAAUACGUUGAAGGAAUAAAGAAGGUCAUCUCAAAAUUAAUGUUCCAAAUUGAGGAGGACGAUAAUUUUAUCAGGGAAUGGGAUUUAAUGAUUGCAGAACAUGGUGUUGCUGGUAAUAAGUGGCUUUCCACUUUGUUAGAUUUGAGACAUAAAUGGGCCCUGGCAUUUGUCAAACACGACCGGUCUGCAGGAAUGAGUAGCACGCAAUUGAGUGAAAACUUCAAUGGUCAAUUGAAGUAUUACCUUUCUAGACAACUUAUUCUACCAGAAUUCUUCACACACUUUGACAGAUUAUUGUCGGACAAGCAGUACAAGGAGUAUGAAGACGAGUAUGGCUUGGUGGAGAGGCAACCGGAACUAAAAACAAAGUGUCACAUAUUACGUCAAGCGGGGAAGGUGUACACCAAGGUAAUAUUUCAGCUUUUCCAAGAGGAGUUUUUAGCUGCUCCGGCGAGUCAGGCUGUUAUUAGUUGCAAUGACUUGGAUAACAAUGGACACUGUAUUUAUAAAGUUACUGGUGAGGACGGGGUGCAACAUCGUAGAGGGUUAUUUGUGCAAGCACAGUCUGAAAAUCCUUAA